AUGAGCAGAAACUACCAGGUCACACUCUUCGGCCCGGCCCCCUGGGGCUUCAGGCUGCAGGGAGGGAAGGACUUCAACUUGCCCCUCACCAUCUCCAGGCUGACAGAUGGUGGAAAGGCAGCUAAAGGUGGCAUUGGUCUUGGAGACAUGGUUCUGUCUAUUGGCGGCGUCACCACAGAGGGCAUGAACCACCUGGAGGCCCAGAACAAGAUCAAGAGCUGCUCUGGUAACCUCAGCCUCAACCUACAGAAGAUCUCCAGUGCUCCUAAACCUCCUCCUGUGGCUCCAAAGGACGACAGAUCAGACAUCAUAAAACCAGUGGCCCUCACCCAUCCCCCUUCACCACCCCAUCCCCACCCUCACUACUCCAGCCCCUCCACCAUCGGCUACAACAAGGCCCCCAGACCUUACGGGGGCUGUGCAUCAGAGAGUGAAUACCCUCCCUUCAUCCUAUCCCCAUCCUCCGCCUUCACUCCCGCCUCCUGCAACACCAGUCUUUUUCCCCCUCCUCCACCUCCUCCUCCUCCACCUCCUGUCUCUUACCCAUCCUCUUCCUCCUCCUCCCCCCCUGUCCUCGUUGCGCCCCAGCCAUCAGUGUAUAACACACCCAUCAACCUCUACUCGAACGAGAACGCAUGUGAGGUGGCCAUGGGGCAGAGGAGGGGCCUAUUGGAGAGUCAGGGUGGAGCCUUGCCUUUGCAGUCCAAUGGUAUAUCUGCUGAUGUGAUCCAUCCCGUUCUACCCAGGAAACACAUCGUGGACACAGACAUCCAUUUUUACCAUGUGCCCACUCAUGCUGAUGCCAGCAGGAAGCGCAUAAUGGAGGACACAGAGGACUGGCGCCCACGCAGCGGGACUACCCAGUCCAGAUCGUUCAGGAUUCUGGCUCAGAUCACCGGUACCGAGCGCGCUCAAGAUGAGGAAGCUGACGCAGCCAAGAAGACAAAUGAGGAAGGAGAGGAGCCGGAACUCAACAGCCACGAGUCUGCAGUUGUCAAGACCAUGAGCAAAGGACCUGUUGCAAUCCAGGGUCACGGUCCACGGGCAGGUUUGAUCACCCCCUCUUUCGGUAUGAAGGGUAAUGGAAGUGCCAGUGUCCCGAGAGCUCCUGUCCCAGCCCGACCUCUACCUCAGCCCCACCCGAAAGAUGAGGACACUCUGGUCCAGAUGGCUGAACACAUCCCUGCGGGGACUCGGACGCCCAUGUGUGCCCACUGCAACAUGGUGAUCAGAGGACCAUUUUUGGUAGCAAUGGGGAAAUCGUGGCAUAAGGAGGAAUUUACCUGUACUCACUGCCGUAUAUCCCUGGCAGAUAUAGGCUUUGUGGAAGAACAGGGAUCUGUCUACUGUGAACACUGCUAUGAAGAUUUCUUGGCUCCGACGUGCAGCCGCUGCCAGGCCAAGAUACUGGGGGAGGUGAUAAAUGCCCUCAAACAGACGUGGCAUCUCCACUGCUUUCUGUGCGCCUGCUGUCAGCAGCCAAUCAGAAACAACAUCUUCCACCUGGAGGAUGGAGAACCGUACUGUGAACAAGACUUCUACAGCAUGUUUGGGACCAGCUGCCAUGGCUGUGAGUUCCCUAUUGAGGCUGGAGACAAGUUCCUGGAGUCCCUCGGUUACACCUGGCAUGACACCUGCUUCGUCUGCACGGUGUGCUGCACCACUCUCGAAGGCCAGACCUUCUUCUCCAAGAAAGACAAACCUCUUUGCAAGAAACAUGCUCACACACUGAAGAUAUGAAUCUUGAACAACUUUCUAACCUUACAUAUGUUGGAAGAUGGAGUGAGGAGGCCUUGUUAGCGUUCUUGCAACAAUACAACUCAAGCAAUACUCGCAGAAGCAUAGAGAAUAAGGGGGCCAUUGCCAUAUUUGCAAAAGUAAACUUGUUCUUGUCUAGGGACCUAGCCAUUUUAAACCCAGUACUUUUCUCAUGUGAUUUCUACUGUAAGUAAAGUAAAUAAUCACUGUUUUUACCACAUUUCACCAGAUGUAUUGAUUUGAAUCUGGAUUUUAUUGGCUCAUGCAUCCAAAAAGUAGUUUUACUGCCAAAUAGUGAUGAUCACCAAGGUUAAACAUUCAAUCUGUAAAAUUUUAGUCUUUUAGUUAAUCCUAGACUUUAUUUCUUAAUCCAGAGUUUGAGCUUGAGUUUCUCAGAAUUGUAAGUCAGUGUAAAAAGAUGCUAAACUGCUAAAUUGUGUCAUAGAUGUGUGAGAAGAUAUACAUGUUUAUUCAUACAUAUACUCUAGGACUUUAGAGAGAGGAGGAUAUCGGGCAAUUAUUUUCUAAGCAGGUGUUUAUUUUUGUUACUGUUAAUGUUUGUGUAGCUUUAAUCAAAUGUGAUAAUCGGAUACGCAGCUAUUACAACAAGUCCAACAGAAUAUAAGCCAUCCCAUUUCCUGUGUCAAACUUAGUUUCAUCACAAUCUUCAUAGAGAAAUGUGCUUGUGCUGGAUGUUUUAAUAUAGGUGAGCUGGGUGUCUGGGUUGAUGGGGAAACCUUUUGCCUUUGAUCAGUGCUUGAAAUUAUUAGAAA
This is a messenger RNA of Cyclopterus lumpus (lumpfish), 2531 nucleotides long. It is a transcript of the gene pdlim5a, whose product is annotated as PDZ and LIM domain 5a. Gene Ontology annotation, molecular function: actin binding; muscle alpha-actinin binding. Bases 1 to 1740 code for a protein of 579 amino acids. Gene Ontology annotation, cellular component: stress fiber; Z disc; adherens junction. NCBI's taxonomy places the organism in Eukaryota, Metazoa, Chordata, Actinopteri, Perciformes, Cyclopteridae. The transcript has 12 exons. The record is from RefSeq and is a predicted model, not a curated record. Gene Ontology annotation, biological process: muscle structure development; actin cytoskeleton organization; heart development.